Molecule: messenger RNA, 1805 nt
Organism: Asparagus officinalis (garden asparagus)
Lineage: Eukaryota; Viridiplantae; Streptophyta; Magnoliopsida; Asparagales; Asparagaceae
Product: probable receptor-like protein kinase At1g80640
Exons: 12
Coding region: 166-1347 (393 amino acids)
Biological process (GO): protein phosphorylation
Molecular function (GO): ATP binding; protein kinase activity
Source: RefSeq, a predicted model, not a curated record
CUUCCUCUCAUUUGGGUCUUCAGCUUUCUGUUCUUUGUUAGCCUUGUAGUUGUUGUCAAUGGCAGAGACCCUCCAUUGCUUUCUCCAUUCUCUACUCCUCUUCAACCUCCCAGCCUCCGUCCAGUUUCUCCAACUUCUCCUUCAGUGGCAUCGGCCCCCCAAGUGAUGCAGAUAUUAGUGAUUUAUGAACACCACCAUUUGGAAAAGCAAUUAGUUCUGGCAAUUGUCCUAUCUUCAGUUGCGGUAGCUCUGAUCUUUCUAUCGAUUUUUGUGGUCUGGAUCUUUUGGCGAAGGAAUCAAAAUGACCCCGAGAAAAAGACUGCUCAAGGCUCGGAUACAAGUAGAGGAAUCACGUUAGGCCCAAUCUUGAGCAAGUUCAGUUCUUUCAAUACGGCAGGCAGAAAACCUUCACUUGCCAUGGUGGAGUAUUCGCUGUUAGAAUCCGCAACCAAUAAUUUCAGUGAGAGUAAUAUCCUUGGAGAAGGGGGCUUUGGGUUUGUUUAUAAAGCUUGCUUCGAUGGGGGUUUUCUUGCUGCAGUAAAGAAGCUAAAUGGUGGUAGGCAAGAUUGUGAAAGAGAGUUCGAGAAUGAGGUAAAUUUGCUGGGGAAAAUUCAACAUCCAAAUAUAAUUUCUUUGUUGGGUUAUUGCCUUCAUGGAGAAAUGAGAUUCCUCGUAUAUGAGUUGAUGCAUAAUGGAUCUUUGGAAACACAAUUACAUGGACCAUCUCAUGGGUCAGCUUUAACUUGGCACAUUCGGAUGAAAAUCGCACUAGAUGCAGCAAGAGGAUUAGAGUAUCUACAUGAGCAUUGCAACCCACCUGUGAUCCAUAGAGAUCUGAAAUCAUCCAAUAUUCUUUUGGAUUCAGAAUUUAAUGCCAAGAUUUCAGAUUUUGGCCUUGCAGUGACUGGUGGUAACGAAAAUAAAGGCAAUAUCAAGCUUUCAGGCACUCUUGGUUAUGUAGCUCCAGAGUAUCUUCUAGAUGGUAAACUCACAGAGAAAAGUGAUGUUUAUGCCUUUGGAGUAGUUCUUCUCGAGCUUCUCAUGGGAAGAAAACCAGUCGAGAAACUGGCCCCAUCUCAGUGCCGAACUAUAGUUACAUGGGCCAUGCCUCAGCUAACAGAUCGAUCAAAGCUACCAAACAUUGUGGAUCCAGCAAUUAAAAACACAAUGGAUUUGAAACAUUUAUACCAAGUGGCAGCUGUUGCUGUGCUUUGUGUUCAACCUGAACCCAGUUAUCGCCCUCUGAUAACUGAUGUCCUUCACUCUUUAAUUCCGUUAGUACCUGUAGAGCUCGGGGGUACACUUAGAGUUUCUGACCCAUCCAGGAGUCCAAAAGUUGAGUUCUGACUGAAUAAAUAUUGUCCCUGUUGGAAACCUGCAGCUGAGUAUGGUGUUCAUUUCCACGUAGUAUUUCAGUUUUCGAGCUUAGUUGAGAUAGCAGAUUAUAGGAGAGCUCAUUUGCUUCAGAGGAAAAGUCCUUUUCCUGAAUUGUUGUUGUAAAAAAGAAAAAAGAAAACAAGAGUUCUAAGGGGGUUGCUCUUUUUGCUCCUUAAUGUUAUAUUUGUAAAUACACGGUUUUAAGACAUUUGCUGAGAGGAAAAUUUUGGAGAAAUUUAGCCGACUUUGGAGAUGAUUGGUAGAUAAUGAGUUUAUUAGUUGAUAACCUCGAUCCUUUUAGCAAAUAGCUGGUGCAAUUUGGAUAAGCAGGAGAGCCCUUUGGAGAGAUGGUAUCUAAGAUUGCUUUGUUAUAUACCUGGAACCUAAAGUACUCAGUUGUCAUAAUUGUAUGCCAGUAUUUUGAGAAA